AGAUGAAUGUAAAUCCGAUGAGUUUGUUUAAGGGGGGUGGGGGUAGGGACACAAUUCUUUUAGUGUGGGAUCAUUUCAGAACGAAUAUUGUUAUAGCAUCGUCGGCAUUCCGGACAUUUGCGCUUGGUACCGAUUUUAUUUAUUUCUGAUUGGUGUGGAAUGUGAUCUAGCUGCAUGAAUGGAUUUCCCGGGGAAAAUCUCCCUGCCACUGUUUGGUAUUGGGUUGUUCAUGGUGAUGAUUAGCCUUGCCCUCUGCUGUUAUAUGUGGAAAUUGAAAAGGGGUGCUCUGAAAGAAAGAGGUUACAAAAAUAUUGCAUUUUCUCCAAAGAAGAAGAAUAUAAGAAAUGAUACAUGCCCAGUGUGUUUAGAUGAGUUCAAGGUCAAGGAAAACAUAGCAAUCUGUUCUUGUCAGCAUCAGUUUCAUUUCAACUGCCUCGUAAAAUGGUUGCAUCACAAGAACAGUUGCCCCAUGUGUACUGCACCAGUGAGGAAGGUGACCCAUCAGGCCAUGACCCCGUCAGCCAGGGUUGUUCCCGUGGAAUCAUCCAGCCUUUUUGUGGCUGUACAGGUUCCCACCUCGGGGGUGAACAUCAACAACAACAACUUGGAUGCCAUUUGAACUCGAUUUUUAGUUGAAAGGAAUGACUUUUUUUAACGGGUUACAUCGAUGCUCUUUUACCAAGUGUUUUGGAAUUUCAAAGUUAUGGCAUUUUUUAACUGUUGAUCCGGAAAUUGGUUGAACUAGAUCUUCAAGGUCAUGGCUUAUGUGUAUUAAAAUGGGAAGUCACUUGAAUCAGACCCAGGUAUUUAUGACUUUAUUGAAUUGGAACAAUGUGAUUCCUGGCAAUAUGUUUUGUGCAAUGACUGAAAAUGUAAGCUGUACUGCAAUCAUUACGCGUAUGGAAACAUUUUUUGAACUGCAAUUUUGUAGACAGUUAAAGUCUUUGAAUGUCAUUAUCAUGGCUGGUCCAUAUCUCCUGGUGCAACUGAGCUUCCUUGUAUUUGCAUUUAUUUUAACCCUGAAAAAUAUCGCUGAAAUGAUUAAACACUUCCAUUAUUUUGUGAUCUGAAAACAUUGGAUUAUUUAAGUCUUAAAUAUAACUUGUACUAAUUGUGUGCCACUUAUAGCUGAUCUUUUUUUAUAUUGUUAUGAAAGUGAUUUUAUGUUAGAAUUAUCGAAAACUAAACAACUAGAUUUGAUUCAACGUUUUAACCUAACUAGUAGGUACAUUGAUAACAUACUUAAUGUAGAUAACCCAUUCUUUGAACAAUAUAUUCACAAAAUCUACCCGAACAAACUUGUCUUAAUAAGAUCAUGUCAAUCUAAUAAAAGAUGCUGCGUAUUUAGACUUACAUCUUACUAUUUAUAAUAAUUUGAUUAAGACAAGUUUAUGCGACAAACGCGACGACUUUUACUUUGAAAUUUUGAAUUUUCUGUUCCUAGAUGGUAACAUCCCUAAAGGUCUAUCCUAUGGUAUUUACAUUUCGCAGUUGGUACGUUAUGCCAGAGCAUGUUCAUGUAUAAAAGAUUUUAAUGAUCGUAAUCGUAUAUUAACAAAGAAAUUGCUAAAACAAGUUUUUAGCCGGAUUUUUUUCGAAAAAAUCUCGGCUUAUAGAUUGAUGU
Messenger RNA from Dreissena polymorpha, 1624 nucleotides. Its product is annotated as RING finger protein 122-like. NCBI's taxonomy places the organism in Eukaryota, Metazoa, Mollusca, Bivalvia, Myida, Dreissenidae. Bases 179 to 619 code for a protein of 146 amino acids. The transcript is spliced from 6 exons. Gene Ontology annotation, molecular function: ubiquitin protein ligase activity. The record is from RefSeq and is a predicted model, not a curated record.